Molecule: messenger RNA, 1897 nt
Organism: Melanotaenia boesemani (Boeseman's rainbowfish)
Lineage: Eukaryota; Metazoa; Chordata; Actinopteri; Atheriniformes; Melanotaeniidae
Gene: il1rl1
Product: interleukin 1 receptor-like 1
Exons: 12
Coding region: 161-1846 (561 amino acids)
Biological process (GO): signal transduction
Source: RefSeq, a predicted model, not a curated record
GCAAGCUUGCGUGAGCAUUGCUAUUUCCGCAAUGCAGCAGUAGCGUCUCCCCCUGUUGUGCUCAGCUGGUGAACAGCAGAUAUAAAACCCUCAGAAGGAGCGCAACAGUUAAGCAAGACUGUUACUUCACUUUAGCUGUAACUGAGGCACAUACAAGCAAAUGGAUGCAUCCCUGCUUCUCUUCUUCAUUGCUGGAGUGAUAUCCAUAUCUGAAAUCAGACCAGAGGCAAUGAAGUCUGAAUGCUUUAAAACAAAAUUGGAAAUUUUUAAGCUUAUUGAAGGUGAAGCUUUUUACUUUGAGCCUUACACUCUGGAUGACCCUAAACUACCUGAUGAAGAGUUUAUGUGGUACAAAAAUGGCUCACAGAUUGAGGAAAUAACCACAGAUGAGAAUAACGAAAUACAUUACCAUGGAGGAGGACUCUUUUUCUUAAAUGUGAAGAUUGCUAAUUCUGGCAAUUACACCGCCAAACACACACAGUCUUCAGGGAAAUGUACCAUCUACAAUGCAAAAGUUGAAGUCUACAGUGCAAGCUAUCAAGGGAACCUAAACUAUCUAGCCAUUAAAAACUCAGACCAAAAUAAAAAGAUUACAUGUCCACAACGUAUAAAGACAACAUGUGAAAACUUCGUGGGAAACUUCACCUGGUACAAGGACAGCAAUCUUCUUCCGGGAGAACAUUCCAGUAACGUGUGGGUAACAAAUGCUACCAAGGACGAUGAAGGCAUCUACACCUGUGUUUGCACCUGGACACACCAUCACAGGAUGUACAACUCAUCAGCUACUAGGGAGCUAAUUCUUCUAGAGCAAGUUUCCCAUCGUGACGUAGAAAUCCUCUCUCCAACUGAAAAGGAGCAGUUUGCUGAUAAAGGCUUCAGGAUCAAGUUAAAUUGCUCAAUUUUCUGUGGGAAACAUACAACAAAACACUGUGAUGCAAGCUGGCUUGUUAAUGGGAAGGAAAUCAGUCAAAUGGAUGGUUACAGUCAAACCUCCACAACAAUAAUUCAGGAGCCUUCAAUGAAUACUAUCAGCACCGCCACACUGACAAUUGAAAAAGUAUCAGCUGAAGAUUUCCAACGCGAGUUUAAGUGCAUUGGCAAGGGCUUGUACAAAGGAAAUUAUACUAUCUUAACGCUCAAGCAAAGAGAGUCAGCCUUUCCUCUGGUCAUUGGAACAGUGUGUGUGUUGUUAAUCUGUGUGUUUGCCGUUGUCCUGGUCAAAUACUUUGCGAUUGACCUUGCUCUGCUCCUCAGACCCUACUUCAUGCGGGGUUGCCAUGACAAAGAUGCGAGAUUGUACGAUGCUUAUGUGGUUUAUCAAUCACAGAGCUUGGACAAAGUCACAGAGGACAAACUCUCCAGCUUUGUUACAAAGAUUUUACCCUCUGUCCUCGAGGAUAAGUGCGGAUAUCGACUCUUCAUCCAGGGAAGAGAUGACGUACCGGGGGAAGAUCAUCUGGAGCAGGUGGAGGAAUGCAUAAGGCAGAGCAGGAGGUUGUUGGUCAUCCUCACCCCGAAUGUAGGGUCAGGAUUUGAGAUGACAGACAAAUGUCUCACUUCACCUGAAACCUCAGACAUAGUAGGGUUUGACUGGCAGGUCGGGCUCCACCAUGCGCUGGUCCAGACAGAGACAAAUGUGAUUCUGAUCCAGCUGGGGGACAUUGGACCACAAGGGUACACACACCUUCCUCCUGGCUUACAGCACCUGAUUCGUGAGAGCGCUCCCAUUAAGUGGCGAGAAGACUCGCAGAGGGCCUCAGCUUGGAACUCUAAUUUUUGGAAGAGAGUGCGAUACUUGAUGCCAAUCACACCUGCCAAAAAAAAUGUAUUGUCUGGUAUUGUCUGAAACAUUGUUUAAUUUUGACUUGUAGUAAAUAAAAGCUGAGGAGGGUCUUGA